AUGGGUUGUUUAUAACCUAAGAAACUAAAUAGGAUAGUUGCUAUGUAAACUACUAAUAAAGAUCUCGUAUUCACUUCUACUGCAGAUAUUCAUAAACUUUAUUCGUUUGGUAAAGUAUUAGGGAUUGGUGCUUUUGGAAAAGUAUUAACUGCGAAGAUGAGAAAUAAUAAUUCGAAACAUUAUGCGAUUAAAAUGAUAGAUAAGAGAAAAGUAAGAGGGAGAGAAGCAAUGUUAGCAAAUGAGAUAUAUGUCUUAUAGAAGUUAGAUCAUCCUAAUAUAAUUAAAUUUUAUGAGGUAUAUCAAAAUGAACUAUACUUUUACAUAAUUAUGGACUAUUGUGAAGGAGGGGAAUUAGUGGAACGAAUAUAAAAAAGUCAAAAAAAUCUUAGUGAAGGUCAAGUGCAGAACAUUAUAUUUAAAGUAAAUAUUAAAUGUUAACUGAGAUCUGUUCAGCAAUUAUGUAUAUCCAUGAAUAGGGUAUUAUACAUAGAGAUAUAAAGCCUGAAAAUAUUUUAUUUUCAACAAAAGAUCCAAAUGCUGAACCAAAAUUAAUCGAUUUUGGAUUGGCUAUAAAAUUUGAUUCAAGCAAUCUUAAGUAUUUAUAAAUUAUACAUAUAUUAGAUAAUUAAAAGCUGCUGUAGGUACUCCAUUAUAUUUGGCACCAGAAGUUAUUGAAGGUAAAUAUAAUGAGAAGUGCGAUGUUUGGAGUUUAGGCAUUUUGCUCUUUCAUUUAUUAUGCGGUUAUCCACCAUUUUAUGGAAAGAAUAGAACAGAUCUUUAUGAAAAUAUCUAAUAUUAAAAUGUAAUAUUCUCAUUAUCUAUAUGUAGUUGAUAUUUGAUAGAAGACAUUGGAAUAAUGUUAGUGAUGAAGCUAAAGAUUUAAUUAAAAAGAUGUUGAAUAAAAAUCCAAAUAUUAGACCUAGUGCAAAAGAUUGUCUACGUCAUUCUUGGUUCAGAAGAAAAUUUUAAAAUCCUGUUAAAUUGUAAAGAGGAAGGAGUACUAUAAUUUCAAUGAAAUCACCUUAAUCUGAAGAUUAAAGAUCAAUAUAUUAAAUGUUAAAAACAUUUAGAAUAGGUGCUAAAUUUAAGAAAGAAGUCAUGAAAGUGUUAGUCAAUUAAAUGAAUGAAAAAGAAUUGGGGAGAUUAAAAUAAGUAUUUUAGAAAAUAGAUGUUGAUAAUUCAGGAACUAUUACUGUAUAAGAAUUGAAAGAAGCAUUAAUGGAAGAAGUAUAAAUAAUUAAUAAAAAUAGGGAUCACAUAUAAGUCAUGAAGAAAUAGAAUAAUUAAUAUAACUUGUAGGAUUUGAGAUUUUGGAAGAGGAUAAAGAUGAUAAUGAUUGUGCAUCUACAACUAAAUCAACAAAACCACUUGUUAUUAAAUAUAGUGAUUUUCUAGCUGCAUGUAUAGAUGAAAGAAGAGUAUUAACUAGAGAAAAAGUAAUAUAUAUUAUUAUUAUUAUUUAGUUAUGGUCUGUAUUCAAAUAUUUUGAUACUUAAGACGCUAAUUUUAUAAUGAAAGAAGACAUUAAAGAAGCAUUGGCAAGACAUGGUAGAUAAUUAUCAGAUGAAAAAAUAGAUGAAAUGAUUUAUGAAAUUGAUCCUAAUCAUGAUAAUAAAAUUAGUUUUGAAGAAUUCUGUUAAAUGAUGGGUGUUGCUGGAGUUGAAUAAACUAUGGAUUUUAAGGAUGAAAUAAAAGAACAUUUAAUUUUUCAACAAUCUCAAGAAUGA
This is a messenger RNA of Paramecium pentaurelia, 1727 nucleotides long. The record is from the annotation of a GenBank genome assembly. Lineage: Eukaryota; Ciliophora; Oligohymenophorea; Peniculida; Parameciidae.